Molecule: messenger RNA, 276 nt
Organism: Pelobates cultripes (western spadefoot toad)
Lineage: Eukaryota; Metazoa; Chordata; Amphibia; Anura; Pelobatidae
Source: the annotation of a GenBank genome assembly
AUGUCUCCAGGUCACAGUCAUAAAACAAGCGAACAAGCUGAAGGUCUCAUAAAGGUAUCACAAACUGGGAAAAGACCUAGACUACCCACACAGACAGGUCAGAAAUUUUUUUCAGAGGAAGAGGAAGGUCAAGAAGAAUCUUUAGAAACAGAGGAAGGCCAAAUUUCUGAUGAGCUGGAUAUUAAACGCAUGGAAUUAGUUAUCGCACUUAGUAUGGAAUAUGCAGUUCUAAAGGAAUCUUCAUCUAAUAAAUCAUUUCCAAGCUAUGGAAAAAAU